GAGACACUUUUCAAUGCGUUUCAUAGAUUUUAUUGUACUUGUAUAUAUUGUCUGCCUUUUUUCCUGUGUAAAGCGGGACUUACGGAAUAAAAGUUAAAAAUUGAAAGAAACUUUCCCACUGAAAUGAAGUGAUAAAUUGUGUCUUUAAGUGUGCAUGGAGAGAUAAUUAACUUUGCAUUUUAGUAAUGUUGGAUAUAUUUAUAUUGUUGGCAAAAUGGUAGUAUUCCUCCUAUGAGUUUUGUGAAAGACGACUUAUUGCCAUUUGUAUGUCCGUUUUUUUUUUUUUAAAUCAGUAUGCAAUGGACAUCAGAAAAUAAACUAUCCAGUUAUGUUAUAUCUAAAUUACUAAUCAUAGGUAUAAAUCUUUCACCUUAAAUUAAUUAUCCGUUGUACGAAUAUCUAUCGUAUCUAAGAUAUUUGCUUAGUUGUGGAAUAUUGCGAAAAAAAUAUUUCUGAAAUGAACAUUACAAAUAAAUAAGGGAUUUUACACAAAUCUAACAAUUUAUACCAGGUUAUUUGUGUCAGGCAUCUUUCUAGUAGCGUAUUUCGGAGAUAUUGUUUUAGUAAGACUUAAUGUUUACAAUAGAUAUCGAUCUAGUGACCAGUGGCUAUAUAAAUCUGUUUUGUCUGAUUGUCAAAAAUUGAAUCACAACAUAUUGUAGUACUAUCUACUUAGUGAUUAAAACGGAUUACAAUGCAGUGACCGAAGGUAAACAAUGAGCCGGGUUUUUACAGACCAUGUCUUCAUGGUCAAAUUGUUAUUGAACACGUGUUGGUUGGGACUUACAUCAAUAGUUGUCACUAUAGCUAGAUGUUGACACUUGAGCUGUGACGUUUUGGACAGAUCCACUGUUAAAUACCUUAAGAAAAAGCUUAGCCAUGGUCAACGCAGGAGACAGAUGUAAUUUUUUCCGUCGACGGGUCGUCCUUAAAACGGUUGUUGUGCUGUGCUUACUUACUUACGUAUUUAUAGAAUUACUAUAUGUCGUAAAAGACAAACGCGAAAAGGGAGACACUAUUCAUGUUGUGGAUUAUAACGACACAUUUAAGUUUAAGCCAUUAAGUAACGGCAGAAUCGCGCCUUUCGGUGUUGACAGAAAUGACUUCAAACGAUUCCCUUAUAUUAUGGGCGAGGCUGAGCGAAUGCUUAGAACACUCAAAGACUUGGACAAAGUGAACUUUCUAAAAGAGCUGUUAAACAGUUCGGAUGUGUCUGGUAAACAAUACUCGGGUAGAAUUAUCCGAAAAUUUUCCACAAAUAAAAUCAAAUUCCGCUUUAAAAGGGUGAAAGCUCAUAAAACAGCGGAUAAUGCUGAUGAUACCGAAAGUGAAUUUAUGCAUAAAAGCUGUAAAAUGUGGGCGGUGCUUACAACGAUAUUUGAGCCCCCGUCGGAAGCUGUACGACGGUUCAAGUACAUGAGAAACUGGUGUGUGGUUAUAGCUGGCGAUGCUGGGUUGCCAAAUACAUACCUUCUCCCCUCCUCUGUGCCUAAUCAGACAAUCGUUUUCUUAAGCAAGGAGGAUCAAAACAGGAUACAUUCUGAUUUUAUUGACGGUUUGCCAUGGAAAAGUUUUGGCAGAAAGAAUGUGGGAUUUUUGUAUGCGAUUGCGCAUGGGGCAAAGAUUAUAUGGGACUGUGAUGAUGAUAACAUGCUUAAGUUCUGGUUGGAAGGAGCUUCUCCGGACGACAAUUUAUGGAUAGAAACGUAUACAAACAUUGACGGAACUCUUAAGCCUUUAACUUUGGUUGACGUAAAAGAAAAGUACAAAAAUGACAUAGCCAAUUUCUUUAACCCGUAUCCAUAUCUAGGAGCGCCAAAUCCAAGUUGUUGGCCGAGAGGUUAUCCAUUGACUUUAAUCAGAUCAUCUGAGGGAAUGGAUCAUUUAACAUUUAAAAAUGUCAGUAAUGUUAAAUCAGCUGCUAAACACGUUGGUGUUCUCCAGGCUUUGGCCGAUCACGAACCUGACGUGGAUGCUUUGUAUCGUCUUAUUCAUGGUACUCCGUUCUACUUUAAACGACCAAAGUCGGAAAAUGACAAAAAGUCAGCCGUGCUCUUGUCACCAGGAGUUUAUUCCCCACUAAAUGCCCAAGCGACGCUACAUUUUCACUCAGCUUUCAUUGCAAUGUAUCUUCCAACCACUGUUCACGGUCGUGUUUCUGACAUAUGGCGAAGCUACAUUGCACAGGCCGUUCUUUCUUUAAAAGACAUACUGGUCGGGUUCAUGCCACGACCCCUGGUUGACCAGGAUCGUAACGUUCAUUCUCACCUUGCAGACCUUCAGUCAGAGACGCCUUUGUACACAAGAGUUGAGGUCUUCGUAUCAUUUCUAGAUCACUGGAGAAGAGACAAGAUAGCCAAAGGCGAGCAUAAGUCACGUUCAUUUGAAGAUCUUUAUGAGGACUUGUAUAUUGGAAUCUACGAACGCGGCUUUAUAGAGAUUGAUGAUGUCCUUGCCAUUCAGCGGUGGAUUUUGGCUCUUUUCGGUGUUGGGUUUACGACGAGAUCUAUUGACACACUUGCUGAUUCGGCUUCUGAUUGGAUUAUAAGUGAGGACAAGUCAAACUUUAACGUUGGUUUAUCGGUGUUUUACCAACCAAAUUCUUUUCCAAAGAGCUGUGAAGUGGUUAAAAAGAAGCAUACCGAAAUGACAUUUUGGACCUCUGAUUUGCACGACGGUUGCAGAAUAGACUUUCCGACCAUUCUCUCGUCUCUUGGACAGCGAUCUGUGGUUGCAGGCUACAAGUAUAGAAAAACGCCAUACCCUGAAGUGUUUAAUAUUUCCAACAUCAUAGUUCCAAAAUCAAUUCCUAAAGAAAUAGAAGAUUACAGGAUAGGGACUCAGGUAACGCAGGAUUUAAUUAACAAAGUUAUGCAGUUUUAUACAAAUGAUGAAUUGUUUCAGAGUGUUGAUGCAUUCUUUUGUGGAUUUUAUUCGUCAAUGUGCCAAUUAUGGAUGCCACUCAACAACACUAAGUCGAUACUAUUUAUCACAGCUCAUCGAUACAACCUUGGAAGGUGCACUGUAGAUUCAUGGAAUAAGUUAACAGAUCAGCUCAUAGAUCUUGAAUUAAGAAACGUUCAAAGUCGAACAGGAGCAAAACACAUAAUUGGCGGUGCUAGUAGAUAUGAUUAUGAAUAUUUGAAAUACUAUACUGGUCUUGGUGAUGCAAUAAAAUUGAUAAGCAGCUUUGGUGGCAUGUAUACAAAAGGUGGUGAAUUUAAACCUUCAGAGGCUGAAAUUCUUGUUGCUGGCUAUGACAAAACAAUGAUAGGAAAAGUGAAGUCUUUUAAACUUAUUGACAUUCAUGAAAAAUAUAAACACUACACAUCGAAUGAUUUACUUAGACAUAAAGCAAUAAUCUAUAUUCCUUAUUCUGUGAUGUCAUAUAAAUUAACAGACUUUUAUUCCAUAAAUAUUCCAUUAUUUAUGCCUAGUGCAAAAUUCUUAAGAAGCCGAGGCGGACUUGGAGCAGAUAGAACGAGCACCACAUCUCCUUAUUGUAAUAUGGACACAGAUUUACAUUUAAAAGUGAGCAAGCACCCUACAUCGCACCAUUCUUACAAUCCUAAUGCUGAAUUCAAUGAUGACGUUGAAGCAGAGAUGUACUGGUUACAGUUCAGUGACUUUUUUGACUGGCCACAUAUCCUGUAUUUUGAUAGUAUUGAGGAUCUAGAUACAAAACUGAACACAGUCGACUUUAGCACCGUGAGCAAUUUGAUGAGAACGGAAAAUGAUAUAAGAAAGCAUUUAGUUCUAAGUCAAUGGUGCUCAAUUAUUUCUAGCAUUAGACAUUAACAUAAAACAAACAAAAUACCAUUUGUUGUUUAACUUAAAAUUGCCUUUCAUAACAUACCGUUUCAUGAUUUAAAGUAGAAUGUUUUCGAGUAUGAUUUUAUGCUUAUUUUGUGUUGAAGAUUUAAGUGAAAUGAGUUAAAAAGAUAGUGUAUUAAAAUUUAAAAAAAUGCAUCAAACUAUUUUGUGCUCCUUUAACGUACCCGCUGCACAAACGGGCUUGUUAUUUAAUCGUGUU
Mya arenaria is the source of this 4033-nucleotide messenger RNA. RefSeq lists its product as uncharacterized. Lineage: Eukaryota; Metazoa; Mollusca; Bivalvia; Myida; Myidae. The record is from RefSeq and is a predicted model, not a curated record. The transcript has 3 exons. Bases 880 to 3798 code for a protein of 972 amino acids.